GGGACUAAAAUAGGAUUUAACUCAAUUAAAAAAAAUAAAUAAAAAACCCAACUCACCGUAACUUUUUCCCCUCUUCCAUAUCACCACUCCCCCACCGCCCUAUCGCCACCACUGUCCGCCCCACUGCCACCCAUUCCCCAUCCCCUUCGAUAAACAAAACAUUUCAUCGAGUGACAGUCAAUUGAAACCUCCAUAUUUGGUGUAAGAAUUCUGUACUCGCCAGUGUAAGAACCCUAAAACCCUUUCAGUGGUUCAAAGAUUAGGGCGGUCAACAAUAAAUUUCAGCUAUAUCUUGUCAAUAAUGCCAAAGAUGAAGCUCCAUUCAACACCACUGCAACGAUCUAUCUUUACCAUGCCUUUUCUCUCUGAGAGAAUUAAACAAACAGAAAAUGAGAUUGUUCAAAUGUUCCGGUUGUCGGGUCCCAGAGACGAUACAAGAAAUUUACCUGUUAAUCAAAGAACAUCAAGAAAGAACAACUCUGCAAGGAUACUGGACGAGCGAUUUAUUAGGAUACUAAAGAUUUUCAAGUGGGGGCCUGAUGCAGAAAAGGCUCUAGAGGUACUAAAGUUACGAGUUGAUCAUCGAUUAGUUCGUGAGGUUUUGAAUAUAGACGUAGACGUUAAUGUUAAGAUGCGGUUUUUUAAAUGGGCUGGUAAAAGACGAAACUUUGAGCAUGAUUCAACUACUUACAUGGCUUUAAUAUACUGUUUGGCGGAUUCCGGAAUGUUUGGGGAUAUGUGGAAGAUGAUCCAAGAAAUGGUACGAAAUUCAGUUGUUAUCGAUCCGAAAGAUUUAUCGGAAAUUGUUAAACUACUAGGAAAGUCAAAGAUGGUCAACAAAGCACUUUCCCUGUUUUAUCAAGUCAAAGGACGGAAAUGCAAACCGACUGCAAGUACUUAUAACUCCAUUAUUUUAAUGCUAAUGCAAGAAAAUCAUCCCGACAAAGUGUACGAUCUUUACAGUGAGAUGUGUAAUGAAGGUAAUUGCUUUCCCGACACGAUAACGUACAGUGCAUUGAUGUCGGCUUUUGCCAAAUUAGGCCAUGAUCAACCUGCUAUAAGAUUGUUUGACGAAAUGAAGGAGAACGGGUUUCAUCCGAAUGCGAAAAUUUACACAACGUUAUUAGGAAUACAUUUUAAAGCUGGUAGGGUAGAAAAGGCGCUAGAUUUAGUGACAGAAAUGAAAGAUGGAAAUUGCGCGCCCACUGUUUACACUUAUACGGAGUUGAUAAAAGGGCUCGGAAAAGCCGGGAAAGUAAAAGAAGCAUAUGGGGUUUACGUAAACAUGCUAAAACAAGGUUGUAAGCCCGAUGUGGUUCUGAUAAACAAUGUUAUAAACAUAUUGGGCCGGGCCGGGCUUGUAGCUGAUGCUAAAAAGGUUUUCGAGGAGAUGAAGCUGUAUCAUUGUGAACCGAAUGUAGUGACGUACAACACUAUGAUUAAGGCUCUUUUUGAUUCUAAAACGUCAUCGUAUGAAGCUUUUUUAUUGUUCGAGAAAAUGAAGGAGAAGGGGAUUGUUCCGAGCUCGUUUACGUACUCGAUUCUCAUCGACGGUUGUUGUAAAACUAAUAAAGUCGAAAAAGCGUUGUUGCUUCUAGAAGAAAUGGAUGAAAAGGGCUUUCCUCCUUGCCCGGCCGCUUACUGUAGUAUAAUUAACACUCUCGGAAAAGCGAAACGUUACGAAGCUGCGAACGAGUUGUUUCAAGAAUUAAGGGAAAAUUGCGGGUCGUCUAGCUCUAGGGUAUACGCGGUUAUGAUAAAAAACUUGGGAAAAUGUGGGCGGUUGGAUGAAGCAAAGGAUCUUUUUAACGAGAUCAAGAAAACGGGGUCGGUUCCGGAUGUUUACGCUUACAAUGCGCUUUUGUCGGGUAUGGUACGGGGCGGUUUGAUCGAUGAAGCGUAUUCGUUAAUGAGGGAUAUGGAAGAAAACGGUUGUGUGGCGGAUAUAAACUCGCAUAAUAUAAUUUUAAAUGGCUUGGCUAAAUGUGGUGGCCCGCAACGUGCAAUGGUUAUGUUUGAAAAAAUGAAGCGUUCGCAAAAUAAACCGGAUGCGGUUACUUAUAACACACUUCUUGGGUGUCUUAGUCACGCGGGCAUGUUUGAUGAGGCUGCGAAACUUAUGAGAGAGAUGCGAUCAUGUGGUUUUGAAUAUGAUGCUAUUACGUAUUCAUCGAUACUUGAUGCAGUUGGCAAGAUUGAUGAUGAAGAUCCAACACAUCAAGCUACAUAAAAAUGAUUUUUGUAAGGCGUAAACGGGCUCAUUUAAAUCAAUUUUUCUAUGAGACUCUGUGGUCAAAGCUGUGAUCUUGAUCCUCUAGCAAGACGCAAAACGUCGAAUUUGGUGAUUACAGGUUUGUUUAGAGUCCGAAAUGAACUAAAAAGACAAAUUUACCCCUAGCAGGUGGUUUUAAGGGGCCUGGUGGUGAAUAGAGAUGCUUGAAUGACUUUAGUCACACAGUUUACUCUAAUCCGACUGGUUUACUGGCCUAUUUCCUUACGGGUAAACAUGAUGGAUGGAUUUGUAUAUGUUUAUUGUGUUACAGUUUCGAAAUAAAAUUCGUAAACACUGUAUAACUUCUUAAUCAUCAACAUAUAUAACUAACUUAAA
Helianthus annuus (common sunflower) is the source of this 2608-nucleotide messenger RNA. Its product is annotated as pentatricopeptide repeat-containing protein At3g16010. The record is from RefSeq and is a predicted model, not a curated record. Bases 302 to 2230 code for a protein of 642 amino acids. The transcript is spliced from 3 exons. Gene Ontology annotation, molecular function: protein binding. NCBI's taxonomy places the organism in Eukaryota, Viridiplantae, Streptophyta, Magnoliopsida, Asterales, Asteraceae.